AUGGAGCACGACAUCGUGCGCAAGUAUUCGGAUGAUCGGGUCAAAGUGUCCGGUUGGUCCGAGCGGAUCCAACAGUACCCGUACGAUUGCCCCUGGAGCACCGUUGGGCGGGCGGCUUAUCGAACGUUCGGUUACACCACGAAGCACUUCUUUCCGAGGACGACCAGCCAGGAGAUGGGUGAUGCCGUUUGGGGCCACUUCCUGAAGCGGCGGCGUCAGUUGGCACGCGACGCGGGAAAGCCACACGGGACCGAGGUCAAACAUUGCCCAUACAUCACGAGCUACCGGCGGGACUACCUCGAUCCGUUCCCGGCAUUCCGGAAGUUGAUGAUGAUAAAUGCGCUGCAGGGUGGUAAUGGUGGCCGGAAGGACAAACCCACUGUGGUAGAGAAGCAUCUAAAUUGA
This is a messenger RNA of Anopheles nili, 405 nucleotides long. RefSeq lists its product as uncharacterized. The coding region runs from base 1 to 405 and encodes 134 amino acids. The transcript has 3 exons. The record is from RefSeq and is a predicted model, not a curated record. Lineage: Eukaryota; Metazoa; Arthropoda; Insecta; Diptera; Culicidae.